GGAACAACGGCGGAGUUAACUGCUAAUCCACGCUACUAAUUUUUUUGUUUGGUGAGUUUUUUCCUAAAUCGGCUAUGAACUGUAGCUAAUCACCCCCAAAAUACCCUAUAUAUACACCAAAAUACUCCAAUUUUGAGCUUUGAAGAAGAGCUGUAUUCAAGUUUAUUCGGAUCCGUUUGUGAAAUCGAGAGGAUGGGCGUGUGCGGGUCGAAGCCGAAGGGAUGCGUGGGGAUGAAGGGGAAGUUGAAUUUGCAGAAGAAGCGGAAGAAGCAGAGAGCGGGAAGAGUUAAGAAGGCGCAUUCUGCGAAUAAUCGGCAUCGCGUCGAGCCUUCAAAUCAGAAGGAUGUUUCUUUCACCAAUCCCUCUUUUCAAGGAAGUAGUGAGGCAUGGUUCGAUCCUGAUGGAUUGAUUGAUUCUGAUGGAGAAGAUGAAUUUUAUAGCGUUCAAGACGAUGCAUCCCAAGCUGGAUCGCUGUCUAAUGUGGUUACUCCGAGGAUUUCCAACCAAGUGAUCGAUUCGCAGCUUACCUCGGAUGAUGUGAGGAAUCCGGAGGAUGAGAGUGGUGGGAGGGGCGAGGCCGGGGGGAUGCAUAGCUGUGGGUUCCUAUCGAAUGCCUUGCUCCCUUGUCUCGCUUGUGAUGAGUCCUUGGACGGGAAGAAGAAGGUAGACGAGUCUGUGGAUGGGAAGAAGAAACUGCAGAGUGUGGUAGGCUCGAGCACGAAGAAGAAGAUGUCUUUCACCCAAUCUUUUAAAUGGAAAGAAGGGCAUGAAAACGCGGUUUUAUCGAUGGGAAAGCCCGUCAUACAAAGACCAAUAGCCGGCUCACAGAUUAUGUGUUCGCCAUUAGAGAAGAAAAUAGCAGAGUCUUGGUCAAGGAUUGAGCCAAAUACCUUUAGAGUCCGUGGACGAAACUACAUCAGGGACAAAAAGAAAGAACCUGCUGCAAAUUAUGCUGCAUAUAUUCCUUUUGGAGUGGAUGUCUUUUUAUCUUCUCAGAAAAUUGAUCACGUCGCUCGAUUUGUAGAACUCCCUUCUGUUGACUCGCACGGAGAAGUCCCCACUCUUCUCGUUGUUAACCUUCAGAUUCCACUUUACCCUGCAACGCUUUUCCAAAACGAAUAUGACGGGGCAGGGAUGAAUUUUGUUAUCUAUUGCAAGCUUUCAGACAAGUACGCAGAAGAUCUCCCACUUCAUUUUCGAGAAAAUCUCAAGAAAAUAAUUGCCAAUGAGACCGAGAGGAUUAAGGGUUUUGCGCUAGACACGAAAGCACCAUACAGGGAAAGAUUAAAGAUUUUGGGCAGAGUGAUGAAUGUUGAUGACCUUCAGUUAAACUCAGCAGAGAGGAAACUUAUGCAUGCUUACAACGAGAAGCCAGUCCUUUCGCGACCUCAACACGAGUUUUACUUGGGAGAAAACUACCUAGAGAUCGAUUUGGAUAUCCACAGAUUCAGCUACAUUGCUCGGAGAGGAUUUGAAACGUUUCAGGACAGACUCAAGCACUGUGUGUUCGACUUUGGUCUGACAAUUCAGGGAAACAAACCAGAGGAUCUACCGGAGAACAUGCUGUGCUGUCUACGGUUGAAGGAAAUUGACUACGCAAACUACUGCCAACUUAGCUUCUGAUGAGGUAACGCUUACCUCAGUACAUGGAUAUCUAACCUAUGAGGCCCGGAAAUUAUUCUUCGACGUGUGCUGCUGAUGUCUGCAUUUCAAGAUGUUGGUGGUGCUGAUACAUGAGCAAGUGUACAGAUAUAUAUUGUAUUGAAUUACAAUAUAAUUUUGUUCAAAUUACACCCUCCUGAAUUCUAGGGUUGGGUAUUCAUGUUGUAAUUCUAGUAAUCUCAUUCAUAUUCAUAUGUUGAGCUUUUUAUCACAUUGUCUUGUUGUAAUUCCCAUAAAUAAAAAAGACAAAGGACCGACGGUCCUACAUUUUUUUUUCA
Salvia hispanica is the source of this 1940-nucleotide messenger RNA. RefSeq lists its product as uncharacterized. Lineage: Eukaryota; Viridiplantae; Streptophyta; Magnoliopsida; Lamiales; Lamiaceae. The record is from RefSeq and is a predicted model, not a curated record.